AUGAAAGACAGUUUUGAAAUAUCGUUAUUGAUCGGAGCUGACCAGUACUGGAAUAUCGUAGGAAACGAAACGAUUCGAGGAGAUGGUCCUACAGCACUUAGUUCUAGUAUUGGAUACUUACUGUCUGGUCCAGUUCAAGCGCAUGGACCAAGGAAUCAGAGUUAUUUAGUUAUGAAUGUAAUGAGUACAGAUAUUGACAGAUUUUGGAAACUUGAGUCCCUAGGAAUAAACCCCGAAGAAGACGAUUAUACUGACACAUUAGAGAUAUACAAACAAAACUGUGUAAAGUUUACAGACGGUAAAUAUGAAGCCAAACUCCCAUGGAAAGAGGAUCACGCCACUCUCCCGACAAAUUACGACGUGACAAAAAGAAGAACAGAAUCUUUGAUUAAACGCCUCCGCCGAGACCCACGUAUCUUACAGAAAUACGCAGAAAUAAUACAUGAACAAGAACAGCGAGGUUUCAUAGAAAAGGUUGACGAGAACGAGAAAAUAUCGACCCAAGUGCAUUAUAUACCCCAUCAUGCAGUCAAGAAAGAAUUCAACUACGACUCCAAUUCGUAUUGUGUACGACUGCAGUUGCCGUGA
This is a messenger RNA of Ruditapes philippinarum (Manila clam), 588 nucleotides long. RefSeq lists its product as uncharacterized. The record is from RefSeq and is a predicted model, not a curated record. Bases 1 to 588 code for a protein of 195 amino acids. Lineage: Eukaryota; Metazoa; Mollusca; Bivalvia; Venerida; Veneridae. The transcript has a single exon.